CUGAUGUUGAAGUCAACAGUUUGUCGCUUUCGCCGAAACUAAACUAAAGCUGUGUGGAUUUCUGAAAGCACAUAUUUGAAAUAUGAUUUCGGUAACUUGUGUAGCCCCUGUCAAUAUAGCCCUAAUAAAAUAUUGGGGAAAGCGUCACGAAGAUCUAAUACUACCCAUCAAUGACUCCAUUAGCAUGACUCUUAGCACAGAUGAGUUGUGCGCCAAGACCACAGUGACUGCUUCUGAAACCUUCGAACAGAAUCGAAUGUGGUUAAAUGGGGACGAGGUCCCUUUCGAAGAGGGUUCACGCCUGACGCGCUGUUUAAAAGAAGUUCACCGUCUGGCCUUGGCCAAUGGCUCCCAGAAAGUGUCGCCAUCGUGGAAAAUACACAUUGCAUCGGUUAACAACUUUCCCACCGCUGCUGGACUGGCAUCCAGUGCGGCUGGCUAUGCCUGCCUUGUGUAUUCCCUAGCCCGUCUGUACGACAUCCCGCUCAGUGAGGAGCUAACUACUGUAGCCCGACAGGGCAGUGGAUCAGCGUGUCGGAGCUUAUAUGGCGGGUUUGUCCAGUGGCACCGUGGCGCGCUCGAUAAUGGCAGUGAUUCUGUGGCCAAACAAAUUGCAUCGUCAAAGCACUGGCCAAACAUGCACGUACUCAUUCUGGUCGUUAAUGAUGAACGGAAGAAGACUGCGUCAACAAAGGGAAUGCAACAGGCUGUGAAAACGUCUCAACUAAUUAGGCACCGGGCAGAUAAAGUCGUUCCGGAGAGAAUAGCGCAAUUAACGGACGCAAUUGAAAAACGUGACUUUCAAACAUUCGCAGAGAUAACAAUGAAAGACUCAAAUCAGUUUCACGCCAUUGCUCUGGAUACCUAUCCACCAUGCGUGUAUAUGAACGAUGUAUCCCAUAAGAUUGCUUCUUUUGUUCAUUCUUACAACGAAAUAAUGGGUAGCUUGCACGCUGCGUACACUUUUGAUGCUGGACCAAACGCAUGCCUAUACGUUCUGGAAGAAAAUGUUCCGGAGCUGUUGGAUGCAGUUCAAAAAGUGUUCCCAAGUGAUUCGAUGGACAGUGGAACGUACUUACGAGGUCUUUCCGUACCAAAAGUUGACAGUACACCCAAAAUUGGGGAUGUCCACAAAACCAAAAUCGAUAUAUUAGAUAUUAAUGCAAGAAAUGCCUUUAGAUAUAUAAUUCACACAAAAGUUGGUGAAGGACCAAAAGAAUUAAGCGAUAAUAAUAGUUUAAUGAUAAAUGGAUUACCAUUGGGCGACUAAGGGAUUUUAGGAGACAGUCCAUGAACGAAAUCGAUUUCCAAACUUAAAUUUCCAUUUAAAAUGAUAGUUUUCUUGGUGCUCUGGAAUCGCAUACAUUUUUACAUUUAAAACUAUUUCUGUUAUUUAUAUAAGAAUUCUGUUUAAAGAAAGAUCAAAUAAAAUAUAAUGCGAAUCUAAAGUAUGUUAAA
Drosophila rhopaloa is the source of this 1458-nucleotide messenger RNA. RefSeq names its product diphosphomevalonate decarboxylase (gene Mvd). The transcript has 4 exons. NCBI's taxonomy places the organism in Eukaryota, Metazoa, Arthropoda, Insecta, Diptera, Drosophilidae. Gene Ontology annotation, biological process: isoprenoid biosynthetic process; isopentenyl diphosphate biosynthetic process, mevalonate pathway. Gene Ontology annotation, molecular function: diphosphomevalonate decarboxylase activity; ATP binding. The coding region runs from base 83 to 1270 and encodes 395 amino acids. The record is from RefSeq and is a predicted model, not a curated record. Gene Ontology annotation, cellular component: cytosol.